CUCACAUUCCCACAUCACACCAGUACUUCUUCACCGUAAAGCACAUCUCCUCUCCUUCUCAGAGUCUUCUGUUCUGUCAGAUUGACUACUAGAGGAAGAGUCACCUGGUUGAAUGGCGCUGGCCAGGUAUGAAGAAUAGGGAGGUGUUGGAGGUGUCCCACGGGCAUGUUUGUCCUCUGGCCGUUCAGCCUGUGUGUCUCUGCUCUGCACACAGACAUUCUGGGAGGCAGAAGAAAGACCGUCUAAAAAUACACUGACACGCACCACCAGCAGAAAAACAAACUGACGGAUAGAAGAAGAAGAGGACAAAGAAGAUCUCCCCUUUUGUUUUUGUCUCUUUCACCCCGUCUGUCCCUCCCUCUCUCUCUGCUCCAUUUCUGUGUGUCUGUCCUCAUUACGGCCUGAGAGGAGGUCAUGUCCCAGUCUGGAAAAGUCCUUCAUUUGUAUGUAGAAGUGAGGUCUGCCCCAGAUCAGAGUGGAGGGAAGGAAGGGAUAGCUCAGGGGCAUUCGGUUCAGGACAGCCCAGCGGAGCUCCUGUCUCAGCUAGCGAGCCAGACGGCAGUCACCAAGACCUCCACGGCUCACCGUCUGGUUCAGGACUGCACACAGUCUCCUUCUAGAAACAGCUUUCAGCCCCAGCAAGCCAGCAGCUCCCCUAAAGUCGCAAAGCAUCGGAGUGCACCGUGUGAUGGAGUGUCGGCCAUCCACUCGCCACCAAUGAUGCCCUCUUCUGGAAAGGUCACGCACACGCCUCCCAACUGCAGGAGGUUUAAGGAGGAGGAGGUCAGCGAUGGUACGCGGUCUGUCGUCACCUUCAGCUACAUCGAGAAGUCAAAUGUGAAGACCGUGGACAGUCCGCGCAACUCUGUGUGCGAGAGACGGACCAGAGAGGAGAGAUCCACCCCCUCUCACUUUCGUAAAAGACUCAGCGACCCAGUUUGGUUUGGGAGUCCCGAUUCAUCGUGCAGCUCCAGUCCCAAGCUGACUUUCCGAUCUCCAGGAAGUCACCAGCAGACGUUCUCUCCCGGCCUUCGCCAACCAGCCUUGGACCCCAUCGGCAGGGCAGCUACCCAGAGGGCUGUGGAGGAGUUUGGCUCCCCUCUGCUGAGGAUCAAACUAGCCCAUGCGCUCGAGCAAGCCUCAUCCUCACGCUACAGCCGACAGCCGCGCUGUCAGUCCUGGGCUGGGUCUCCGGUUCAGCGUCCGAACAAAAACCUCAAAGACCAUGUCGCAGAUAGGAGCCAGGCUGUUUGUGGGCUGCCUCGGAGCCCCGCGUCAGACCAGCUGUCCUCCCAGUCCAGGCAGACUCCUCACUCGAAGCCCUGUGUCGAGAUCCAGAGUCCUCUUCACUGGUCAGGAGAGGACAGAGCUGUGACAGGAAGUCCAGCUGCAAAAAGACACGUUCACAUGUCCAGCAACAGGAGCACUUCACCGCAGGGAGCAAUCCUUCAACUUGGCAAUAAUGUAGUUGAGGGCUUGAACCAGUUAAGUGACAGUAAAUCCUCCUCUCCAGCUCACAGCCCUGAGGUUGCCCGCAGGCUAGCAGAGGAGGCAACCAAAGUAUCUUCUAUUUUCACAGAGGCGAGACGGUCCUCACUGCACAAUGCUUUAGGUGAGCCUGCUGGAGAAUUCCACAGUCCAGCUCCAAACGCACAACAGUCUAAGCAAACGCUUAAGAUGAACAUCCCUUUAAACGACCAACUCACGCCAGCAACUGACAACACAGACUCUCACCAGCCUGAAAACUCCGUCAUGCAGUCACAUGAAACAAACUCUAACUAUCAGACACACCGGGAGGACUGCGUUCAGAAGUCCAGCUCAAUUUUAUCAGCAGCUCCGAGUUCCCCCGCCAUUCCUUCACGCGUCCUCCGUCCCUCGCAUCCUCCCACUGAGCUCAGCUCUCCCAUGAGGGACCCCAGACUAUUCCAAGCUGAGCUGCGAGCACCGGAUACCCCCACCCUGCAUCGCCGUCAGCUCCCACAGUAUGCCAGAGAGUCCUGGUCCCCGUGCCUGGACAAGAGAGGAGACCUGAGCUGUUUCGAGAGAGGGGACUGCACUGAGCUCGCUCGCAGGCUCUUCAUCAAUCAGAGCGUUGAGGAGGCUCCAGUCAGUUGGACGUCCAGGCAGCAGUGGGGGAAUCAGGUGGAGAGCAGCCCGAGGCCGAGGCCGAGCCCUGAGCCUGGAUUUGGGUCUAUAAAUGAUCAAACGUCUGAUCGUCAGUCGAGUCGCCAUCACAGGCCGCUCAGUCCCACGGCCCAGCAGAAACGGGCUGAGCAGAGGAGGAGAGAGAUCCUGCUGCUGGGACCGGUGGCGCUGGACUCUGCAGAGGAGGACGAGGGUUGUGAUGAGGAGGGACAGGGCAACGAGAUGGAGAGAUAUGAGGCAGAGCAGCAGAGGGUGGAGGAGCCUGCAGAGGCGGAGCAGAACGGAGCGAUGGGAGGGUCGUCCUCGCGGAGCUCCAGUGGGGUGACGGGCAGCUUGGGGGACAGGGACUGUGUGUCCCCCGAGUCCAGUCAGUCCAGUCACCAGAGCAACGAGACCGGAGCCGCCACCUCAGGAAUACAGACGGACAGUGGCUGUGCAGUCCCCGUGCCCUCGCUCCACUGUCAGAGGAUCGCUCGUGCCAAGUGGGAGUUUUUAUUUGGGACCCCUGCUGAGGAGGCUGCUGGCAGGGGGGAGAAAAAUUCUCUGGAGACCUCCACAGCUCCUCCCAGCGGUAACUCCAGCGAGUCUCCCACCCCGACUCCCCCUUCCUCCCUCCCUCUGCUUUCUGCCAAUCACGAGGUGCAGCACGUGGAGGUCGAGCUGGUGACCCCACCUCCCGCCGUUAUCGGGACGUCACCCAAAACCGGCAUCAUUCGCCGGACGUUAAAGUACUCAGAAACGGACCUGGACGCCGUCCCACUGCGCUGCUACAGAGAGACAGACAUAGACGAGGUCGUUCGGGAGUAA
Molecule: messenger RNA, 2952 nt
Organism: Epinephelus moara (kelp grouper)
Lineage: Eukaryota; Metazoa; Chordata; Actinopteri; Perciformes; Serranidae
Exons: 5
Coding region: 415-2952 (845 amino acids)
Source: RefSeq, a predicted model, not a curated record